Messenger RNA from Gossypium raimondii (Peruvian cotton), 1072 nucleotides. Its product is annotated as superoxide dismutase [Cu-Zn]. Gene Ontology annotation, molecular function: copper ion binding; superoxide dismutase activity. The transcript is spliced from 6 exons. Bases 154 to 612 code for a protein of 152 amino acids. Gene Ontology annotation, biological process: removal of superoxide radicals. The record is from RefSeq and is a predicted model, not a curated record. NCBI's taxonomy places the organism in Eukaryota, Viridiplantae, Streptophyta, Magnoliopsida, Malvales, Malvaceae.
CGUUCUAGAAUUCUCUUCUUUUAAAAAAAAAAAAUUCUGUCUGAUCAGUUUGUGUGAAUCCUAUUUUUUGCUUGAUGAUUGAAAAACUUAAGACAAAAAUCAUAAACAAAUACAUGUUGAAGGAGAUCUAGUUCCGAAGGAGAUCACAGAAAAAUGGUGAAAGCAGUGGCUGUCCUUAGCAGCAGUGAAGGUGUUAGUGGAACUGUUUUCUUCACUCAAGAGGGAGAUGGCCCAACUACAGUGACGGGGAACAUUUCUGGUCUUAAGCCUGGCCUCCAUGGGUUCCAUGUUCAUGCCCUAGGGGACACAACAAAUGGUUGCAUGUCAACAGGACCUCACUUCAAUCCUGCUGGAAAAGAGCAUGGUGCUCCUGAAGAUGUGAAUCGCCAUGCUGGUGAUCUAGGAAAUGUCACUGUUGGUGCUGAUGGCUCUGCGAGUUUCUCUAUUGUCGACAAACAGAUUCCUCUCUCUGGGCCACACUCCAUUAUUGGAAGAGCUGUCGUUGUCCAUGCUGAUCCGGAUGACCUUGGCAAGGGGGGGCAUGAGCUUAGCAAAAGCACCGGAAAUGCUGGUGGUAGAGUAGCUUGCGGUAUUAUCGGUCUGCAAGGGUGAAAUUUCAGUCCUGGUGAGCGGGAAUAAUACAUUGAGUGGAGAUGCAAUGGCCUAGGAGCAAACUCUGUAUGUGAACUAGGAAGUUUGUGAAUAAAAGUAAAAGAACCCUUGUUUUGUGUUGGUUUUCAGACUUAAAGGAGUGUGGUCUCUUAACGGAUGCUUCAGCCAUUUAUAGUAAGCUGUCUUUUGCUGAAUGGUUAAUUUUGGAGCUUUACUUCCUGGUAAGGGUCUCAUGAUUCAUGAAUGCUUCAAGCCAUUUUCAUGGUUAAUUUUGCAUGAAACCCAUCUUUUAUCUUUGUAAUUUGACUAUAAAGUCGACAAUAUUUGGAGUUUGGGUUUGAAUUUUAGCAUAGCAACCACCUACCUUUACAGUAUUGUGUGACCUUCAAUUCAACGUUUGAAGUUUUGUUUGACGGUUUGAACUUUGAAUUUCGAACGUAGGAUUUUACUUUUGGUCCAA